AUGAACGACCUCUUCCGGAUUGUGGAGCACGGCGAUGUUGCCACCCUCAAGGAGAUCAUCCACAGUGGCAGCAUCGACAUCAACGCCUGCAUCGCCGAUGGCUCAACCAUCCUGCACUAUGCCUGCACCAUCGGCAACCCCGCCAUCGUUUCCACCCUCCUGAGCCAUCCCAACAUCAUCCUCGACGCCACCAACAGCGACGGCAACACCCCGCUGCAUGUGGCGGCCGCCUACACCCACCUGGCCAUCGUCAAGCUCCUGAUCAAGGCCGGCAACACGCCGCACUCCAUCUUCUCGCACAACAUCAAGGGCAAGCUACCGAUCGACUAUGCUGUCCAUCCGGAAGUUCACUCGUACCUGGAGUCCUGCAUGAGCAUCCACGACCAGAUCUACAACUUCACGCCCGACCCGAACGUCCUGAAGAAGUACAUCAUCGAUCUGACCAUCGAAUGGUCGGAGUUCCAGCUCCGCGCGCAGGAGGUCAUCCACGAGCAGAUCGAGCAAAAGCAGAUUGCCCUGCACAAGCUGCACCUGGUGGAGCGUGCCACCGGUGUCACCGACAGCAAUGGCGCCGCCUCGGUCAUCGAUCACCUGGCCCUGCUCCAGGACGAGAACGAUCGCCUGACUUCGGAGCUGAUGGAGAUCCGCCGGAAGAUGGCCAUCCUGGAGGAGCACCUCCAGGAGCAUGAGCGCUCGGAGGCCAACGACGCCAGCGCCGGCGAUGCCGACGCCCCGGCCGAGACGGCCGGCAGCAGCCCGGCCGCCGCCGGCGCCAGCGAGGACAGCGUCAACAUGCUGAACACCGCCUACGAGAACCAGGCCCGCGUGGACGCCGAGGACGAGAAGAACGGCCUCAUUGUCUACGUCAAGAAUGCCAGCAGCGAGACCUCGCCCAACACUCGCCGGCAGAUCCGCGGUGCAACCAAGGAGAAGCUGGUUGCCCGGCUGGCCGCGUAUGGUGGUCCUUCCGAACGGCCGGGUGCUCCCCAGAACAUGCCGGUUUUCGGUGCGUGA
Messenger RNA from Fonticula alba, 1014 nucleotides. RefSeq lists its product as hypothetical. Gene Ontology annotation, biological process: regulation of gene expression. The coding region runs from base 1 to 1014 and encodes 337 amino acids. Gene Ontology annotation, cellular component: nucleus. The record is from RefSeq and is a predicted model, not a curated record. Gene Ontology annotation, molecular function: protein binding. NCBI's taxonomy places the organism in Eukaryota, Rotosphaerida, Fonticulaceae. The transcript has 5 exons.